AUAAGGUAUGACUUUUUCACAUAUAAAACUACAUGUUUUACGACUAUUGUCAGAUCCAUUCCAUUCGUUUGCUCUGGAAGAAUCAUGGAAGGCAAAGCGUUUUGUGUUUUGUCCCUUGUCCUUGUUCUAUUGAAAGGUUGCCUGUGUAUACCACCACCCGUUCCAGACUUCGAUGACGAAUGGCCCGAGGAAGUGACCAAUGGGUCGGUAAUUGUCAAAGUACUGAAUGAGACGCGCAUGCGUAGAUUGUCACUCAAGUCCAGAUACGUUUAUCAUAAGGGUGCCAUCACGACAUCAGACGGUGGCGGAUACCGAAUUAGAGUGGAUGCAACUUACUCCGUUCCAGAUUCAGCACUGAACAUAGCUGCAUGUACUGCCAAGAAAAUGACACAACGCAUGCCAUCCGAUAUUUUCAAUAGACUGGCAUCAAGCGCGAAGAUCGGAAUUUUCUCCAAGUCAGAGACACUCACCAUUUACCCGGAGUAUGCUAAUGUAAGGAACCCUGCUGACUGUGGUACAACUAAUUGUGCUGGUCACUGUCAACACUCUUGUACAUUUGAUGGUAGAAAAUACUAUACACUUGCCGGUGCCGGGGGUAGAAGGACAGCUAUACUCUCUGACAAUAUCUUAUGCAACAGUGCUGAUCCUUAUCAUUCCACCAACAACAUACUUGUCCAUGAAUUUUCUCACACUGUAAAAAAUUAUGGAUUAUCCUCGGCGGAGAGAAGUCAGGUAAAUUCCGCUUACAACCAUGCUAAGUCGGCACGUUUGUGGGCUGAUUAUUAUCCCAUGGCAACCGUUGAGGAAUAUUUUGCUGUCGGGUCAGCGGUGUAUUUCAAUGCCGACCACCAACGAUAUAGGGGAACCGGCAAUCACAUGGAUCUGUGCAGCGGAAGCAAUUUUUGUACGUCCGAGUACCAAUCAAGGACCCAUCUUUAUCAGAUUGACAAUCCCUUGUAUAACUUACUGACACAUGUGUACGACAAUAAUAAAGUCGGUAAUUAUGCCAACAUCGGUGUAUGUGGCAGUACCUGUUAAGUAUUUUGUGUCAUACGCAAACGCUCGUUUGAAUAAAGUGUAAUACAAAAAUA
Ruditapes philippinarum (Manila clam) is the source of this 1091-nucleotide messenger RNA. RefSeq lists its product as uncharacterized. The transcript has 7 exons. Lineage: Eukaryota; Metazoa; Mollusca; Bivalvia; Venerida; Veneridae. Gene Ontology annotation, molecular function: metallopeptidase activity. Bases 85 to 1038 code for a protein of 317 amino acids. The record is from RefSeq and is a predicted model, not a curated record.